AUGUCCCCAUUCCAUCCCCCACUUCUCUUGACCAGGGUCUCCAAGCAAUGGAGAACAGUGGCAGAAGCAACGCCCACACUUUGGUCCCGUCUUUCGUUCAAAUUGGUCGUUAGCUUCUAUGGCCAAAGCGUCGAAAUCGACAAACUCGAGGCCCAAAGAGCUGCGAUUAUCCGCUGGCUCACAUUGGCUGCUGGUAGCGAGGUCUCGAUAUCCAUAUCGAUUAUCGACAAUAGUCGUGACCUGAUUGUGCCACAGCGGCACGUAGCGGACCAGCUUGUCGAUCAACUUUGUGAAAGCCACUUCACGAAUCAAUGGGCGCAGCUUUCCAUCGCAGCGGAACUGGGCGAGCCAUAUCGGUCCAAACUGCUUUCCAUCCCCAAGGACAGCCUCCGGUCAUUGAAGAAACUCGAAUACGCUCCUUCGCAGUACAGUGCCACACCAGGCCGAAAGUUGCUGGGUGAAAGCAGUUUAAUCGCUCUCCCGACGCUCACCUCGCUCGCCCUCGAGAGCUUGUACGGCGACACACCGUUGCAAGACCUCCCAAUCAACUGGGAAAACAUUACCGAAAUCGAUCUGCGACUGGAGAAAGGGGACGACCUUGGGUGGGGCCCCGGAUCCGUCGAUUAUCUCCACUCCAAAUGCCCCAAGCUCCAAGCCCUGUCGUUUCAUUUUGGACCGAGUCGCCUCGCAAUGUACCAUCCCUCCGGGGAUCUAACACCAAAGAGGUUCUCGAACCUUACAGACCUCCGCAUCGAAACUGCGCACAACACGGUCGGACCGACGAUCUGCUCCGAGUGGAUGGCUACCCUCUUCGUUCCAUCCCUCGUCCGUUUCGCGUAUCACAACACCAACAUGGGGCCCGAUCCGGAGAGUCCCAUCCUCCCUUUCCUCAGGGCGAAUACAGACAACCUGGGAAACCUCAAAGAGGUCGAGUUGAGCGGACUGUUGCAGAAUCAGCUGGAACUCCUCCAGUUUCUGGAGAUUCUAGGCGGGAGUGGGACCCGUGUCGAACGAUUAAAGUUCAGCUGGGCUGAGCCUGCAAACAGUUAUCUGUCCCAACGCCCUGUACUUCUGACCGACUCGAUCCUGGAGAAGCUCACACCCUCACCGUCCGAAGAGGAAGGAGGAACAGCCAUUAGACAAUGCCUCUUUCCUGGGCUGAAGUACCUGGACUGUGGACUGGUCCUCCCAUACUGCGGUGAAUUCACAGCGGAGGAUUUGAUGCGCUUCUUGGAAGGACGGUUUUGGGCGAGCGGGAAAGGGGCAGUGGCAAAGUUGGAGUAUGUGGGUGUCGAUUUUUAUCCCGAAGAGACGAAGGGCCCACUUUCUGGAUGGAGGAGUAGGUUUGAAGAUCUGGGGCUUCAUAUCGACAAGGACUUUCGUUUCGAGUUACGGUAG
Coprinopsis cinerea okayama7#130 is the source of this 1398-nucleotide messenger RNA. RefSeq lists its product as hypothetical. The transcript has a single exon. The record is from RefSeq and is a predicted model, not a curated record. The coding region runs from base 1 to 1398 and encodes 465 amino acids. NCBI's taxonomy places the organism in Eukaryota, Fungi, Basidiomycota, Agaricomycetes, Agaricales, Psathyrellaceae.